Messenger RNA from Macrosteles quadrilineatus (aster leafhopper), 1081 nucleotides. RefSeq names its product cell adhesion molecule Dscam2-like. The coding region runs from base 122 to 1081 and encodes 319 amino acids. The transcript is spliced from 8 exons. NCBI's taxonomy places the organism in Eukaryota, Metazoa, Arthropoda, Insecta, Hemiptera, Cicadellidae. The record is from RefSeq and is a predicted model, not a curated record. Gene Ontology annotation, biological process: cell-cell adhesion.
CACCAGUCGAGUGUUCAGCGCUCCUAUAUCAGGUAUAGCACGUGUCGCACGCGCUGAGGAGACGCGCACGAGAUUCAUAACACUCAGCAUCAAACACCCGAAGAUGGCCUGACGAGAAUCAAUGCCUUUCAUCUUGGGCAGUAAGAUGUCGGAGGAAGAUGGUUACAUCUACUUAUUACCCAGAAUUUACCUAAUACUAUCUCUGUUUUAUUCAGGAGGUACCUCAGGGCUGAUGGACGGUCAAGGACCCAUCUUCCUCGUGGAGCCCCCCAGUCGUGUGGACUUCCUGAACAGCACGGGGGGUCGUCUGGAGUGCGCCGCUAGGGGCAGCCCUCAGCCUUCCAUCCACUGGACCCUGGGGGACGGCAGCCCCUUGCCCACAGUGUCCGGCCUCCGCUACCAGCUGCCCAACGGAACCCUCGUCUUCCCACCCUUCUCCAACAACGAGUUCCGCGUGGACGUCCACAGGACAUCUUACCGCUGCGUCGCCUCCAACUCACAGGGGCGAAUCUUCAGUAGACAAGUCCGACUGAGAGCAAUCAUACUUCAGGACUACGAGGUAGAUGUUAGCAGUUCUACAGUAUCCAGAGGUAACAUAGCCGUACUACACUGUAUCGUCCCUACCUUCAUGAGGGACUACCUAACUGUCACCUCCUGGCUACAAGACCACGCCUUCAACAUAUAUCCCUCCAGCGACGGCGAUGGCAAGUUCCACAUGUUGCCUAGUGGUGAGCUUGUGGUACUCAACGUGGGUCAGGCUGAUGGGUUCUCCACCUACGAGUGUAGAGUGACUCAUCGUCUCACUGGAGAGACUCGAGUCAGCGUGAGACACACCAGGAUACAAGUGUCAGAACCAACAAAAGUUAGUUCUCCACUCUUCCAAGACAGAGACAGACUGCUCACCUUCGACGCGAGGAAGGACGAGUUGGUUAUUCUUCCUUGUUUUGCUCAAGGGUAUCCUCCCCCAGAAUACAGGUGGGAGUGGCAGGACACCCCAGUAUCUGACAAUGAGCACCACUACAUUACAGGAGGAGGAGCGCUACUGGUCAUACCUAGUGCUUCGGUCACUGCUAUUACAUAA